AUGUAUGCGGACCGAAUCCCAGUGGCCUGCUACGGGGACAAGAAGAUCCCCAGCAAGCUCAAGUACUUUUUCAAAGAAGACCUGUACGAGCUGUCCGACGUGAAGCUGGACGAGCGAAUCAACCUGCUGCGAAUCCACCUGAAGUAUGUGUUCUAUGACAACCCCUUAUCUGAGUACUUCAAAAAUGAAGGCAACCCGCUGUCGGAAAAGUCCCUAAUUUAUAUUUAUUUCCUUUGCCUUAACAAUUUGGAAGAGUACAGAAAUGAAAAGGAGUACAUUUUAAACCGGUACAAAGACUCAGGAAAUGAGGAAAACGACGAAUGCAUAAUUAUUUAUGCGUACAACUUGGAGGAUAACAUGAACGAAAUUAAAAAUAUUAAAAAAAUAAAGUCAGACUUCAGUCACAACAGUUAUAAAAGCAUAAAAAUAUUGUCCCUGCCAAUCCUGAAAAAUGAAGAUUACGACGAUUCGAACAACAAAAUGAAAGAAUUGUAUGAACACUUUAAAAUACGAUAUAUGGAUCAUUUGAAAAUUUGUAUAGAAAAAAAAUAUCACUUGAUAAGGAGUGGGUACACAAAAUGCAUGACGAACUUUUUAAAUUUCAUAGAUCAUAGUAAAAAAUCGCUUGGCGGAGAGAAAAAAAAAAAACAAAAUUCACAAAAAAGUAAAUUUCAUCUGACUGACUUUACGUACCAAGUGGGAAGUGGACAGGAAGAAAAUCAAAUUCUUCAGUUUGUCAAUUUUUAUAAAAAACAUAACGUCUUCUCAUUCUGCAACGAAUUUUUAGAUAUCAAUUUCUUUUUAAAAAAAAACGAUUUGUUCUCAUACAUCAAUGAAAUAGAGUUUGUAACAGAUUAUGACGAAGAGGUGUACAUAGAAUUGUAUGACCAUUUUUUACUCCUCUUCAUAUGGUGUGAAAAUCUGUGUCUACUUUUCUGCAAGUUAAACCUUUUUAAAAAAAGUUACGUCCUCUACAGCACGAUGGCAAAAUUGUUCAUCAAACAUUUAAACGUGUUUGUAAAAAAAAAAAAAUGCUUCAUCCAUUCGUCCAUCCUGUUCGAAAAAAAUUAUCUUACCUUAGCUAGAUACAUAAGGGAAAGGAACAUAUGCUCCAUUCACUUAUUGGAAUACAUUUUUUUUAAAAAAUUUUCGCUUCUUCUUUUUUUAAAUAAAUUUUCCUACCUUUCCAAUAAGGCUUUAAGGUUUUCCCAAUUUUUUUACACCAAUAAGGUUUUUAUCUUCAUGCAUAAUUUCAGCCGAUUUAAAAACAGCGUCAUUAGGAAUUCCACUCAGAUCAGCUACUUGAAGAAUAUCCAGAGGAAAGUCACAAAGUAUCGCCGCCGGGACCUCCUAGGGAGCGCCGCGGCCAGGGUCCCUCCCCCGGGGGGAUCCCAGCGAGGGGAAAACCAAAGGGAUGCGAAACGUGAUUCAGUCGAGGAAGACAAUCCCAAGAGUGACAACAACAGCUCGCUGGAGCAGGCGCAGCGGGAUGGUACUCCCAGGGGACACUCCACCAUCGUCGAUAAAAACCUUGGAAAGCACAAAAAGAGCCUCAUAAGCGAGUUCAAGGAGGUGUUCAGAAAGGGCGUAGGCAACGUGGACAGCGCGGUUAGAGCAGGGGGGCACGGCGACGCCGUGGGUGAGCACAUGGGCCAAGGCCUGCACGGACGAGAGGAAGAUCACCUAGAAGAUAACUGCAUAAAAGAGGACACCCUAAAAGAGGACAGCCUGAAAGAGGGCAGCCUAAAAGGGAACAGUCUAAAGGAGGACUACCUAAAAGAGGGUAGUCUAAAGGAGAACUUCCUAAAGGAGGACUGCCUAAAGGAGGAGUACCUAAAAGAGGACAAUCUACAGGAUGACGGCCUCUUGAACGACGGCAACCUCGCAAGCGAGAGCCCCGCAAAGACGGCCUCCAACGACCUGUCCAUGCGCCCUGGUCACAGCAGCCGCGGAGACCACCUGGGGGAGUUCCCAGACGAGCGAGACAAAAUCACGUUCCUUCUCAAGUGCUGCUUCAUGAAUAAGGAAAAUUACUUCGCCGUUUACUUUUACAACUUGGCUAACCUCAUCAAGUUCCUCUUCGAGCGAAGGAGCUCCUUUUACCAAGAGGAGCAAAAAAAAAACAAAAGCGAUAAAAGUGUGAAGAAAAACAACACCAAUAUUAGCAAGUACCUAUCGCUGCAAAAGAAUAUUAUGAAAUUGGGAUAUAAGAAAAAUUUUUCCAAAAAAAAAAAAUCGAAAAAAAAUUUGAAAAUUAAAACGAAAAGGAGCAAUUCGUUAAAUGACUCAUCCACAUCGCAGUUGUCUUCCACAUUGUCAGAGCCUUCGGAUGUUAAAAACAACAACUACAGUUUUUACCAGCACAACGAUUUCUUCAUAAACGUUUCAAACAUUUUUAAACUCUCAUUUGUCAUUUUAAAAAAUAUAAUAAAUAGCUACAAAACAGACAAAUUAUUCGACCAGAGAAAUGCAAAAAAGGUUUACUUGCUUAACUUCUUUCUUCAUUACUUGGAAGAAAAACAGUUUGAAAAAAAUAUACUAAAGGAAGAUACUACGCAGCAAGUGAAAAAUGGGAAAAAAAAUGUCUACCACACUUUCCCAAUAUAUCAUAUAAAAUUUUUUUCAAAAAAUAACGAAAAAGAAAAAAAUAACUUACUUAUAAGCAUUAUGAAUAAAAUAACCAAUUUGUGUUAUAGAAAAUACGGCAACAUUGCGAUGAUUAAUAAAUUCUUCUUGGCAAUUAUUUUAUCUGAAAGAUCAAAAUGCAACAAGUCCUUGAAAAUUUUAAAAAAAAUCAUCCAAAAAUGUAAUCACGAUUUUGUUAUCUUUUUCUGUAUGCAACUUAUUUCUUUGCACAAGAUCAAUAACCAAUUUUAUCAUUUUUGCUCCUCUUUUUUUUUAUCCAACAAGUACACACCUAUUUGUUCCUUCAAAGAUGUUAAUAUCAAUUUUGCCAAGGUUGGCCAUUAUCAGGAUUACCUCUUUUUUCUCGACACGAAAAAUUCCCUCCUACAAAUUGAGCAGGACAAAUAUUAUGGGAACGAUUUUUUUUCUUCCCUCGGCAAGGACAUCGUUGUGUCUUAUCGCGACGUAAUGCAACAUGUCAUGAGAUCCGUAGCCACAAAGGCAAAAAUGCACCUGUCAACUGUGCACACACAAGUGCUGCCCCAGGGAGGAGGCAUGAUCCGGAGGGGAGUACCCAAGGAGGGCGAAGAAAUUGGUGGCCACUCCCAAAAAGGCACCUACAGGGGAACCACUACCCCCACGAAGGUAGACAAAAACAAAGUAAUCAAAUUUGAAAGGAAGGUGUUUUACCAGAACAACUACUACUUCGAGCCGAACGCGGGAUUUCUCAAAACCCUGCGCAGGUUUAACUUCUCCGUUUCGAAAAACGAUGAACAUGGCGAGAUACAUAUCCCCCACUCGGAUGUGAAGAUCUUUGUGCAGUCGAAUUAUAACCUCUACCUCUUCGCAUCCAACAUGCUCUUUGGAAACUUCGGCGAAGAGGACGAAGCGGUGGAUUGCACCCGUCUGCCCCACAUCGGAACACUGCUACGCCUAAAAAUACAAAAGUACGCCCAGAAGCAGGGGAAAGGCACAGGGAACAAGGCCCACCCACCCAGAGUAAAGCAGCUAUGUGUGCAGUACGACGAAAACAUCGACAUCUUUGUCUUUUCCGCUCUCUCGCAAAAUCUUCUCAUCGAUAACGUAAUGAUUGAGCUAUACGACGAAAGGGAAAAUAAAAAGUUGCACUUAAAUUUUGCCAAAAAAAAACAUGUUAUCAAAACGGGAUUAAAUCUAAUUAAGUUAAACAUAUCAAGCAUUCUUGAAUGCAGUCAAAUAAAAUGGAAGAAUUUUUACUACAAAAUUAAUUAUGUGUUCCUCCAAGUGAAUCACUUCUGCUUCUAUCAACAGCUGGGGAUACUUCCCAAUGGAAACAUAUUGACUCCCUUUUUAAAUGUCUACACGGAAUUUAUAGCAUCCAAUUAUAUAUUAUAUGAGACUAAGAAAUACGCGACCUUCUUUCUGGAUCAGUUAGUUUCUCCUCUUUACAUAAAAGUAAAAACGUUACAAUCCGUUUUGAAUUGCCAAUUGGUAGCAUCAUAUUUGAACGACACAUCUUUGGUUUACAACAGCAGGAACUAUGUCAAGCUGAUUGUGUCCAAUUCUCAUAGGCAUGUCGACUCGAGGGAGGAGAACGAGUUCAUUUCCACCCAGAGGGACACAACAGAGGGGGACCCCCAUGUGGACAUUCGCACCACCAGCAGCUGCAAUCAAAUUAAAAACGUCCACCUCUUCGUGCACAACAAGAGCCAAGGCUCCGAUCUCCAGCACAUGAGCGAAAAGUUCACCCUACCCGAUUCGGUCUUCUUCGUCAUCGAAGCAAACGACCACGUACAAAUUUCGGAACCGAAGGUUUUAAAACCAGAGCACACCUGUUUUACAAAACCCGGGGACACAAGUGAAUGCCCUGUUGAAAAAGGAGAAGGUGAUUAUCACAACCGGUGUGACUACGGCCACAGGGGGGAAAGCAAGAAGGACUCCUACGCAGUUAUAUCAUUUGUCCCAGUAAGGACAAACAACCCUAACGUGGUUAGCAGUGAAAUGGCUGAAUUCAAUUUUAAUAGUGAGAAGAACCUACACAGCUGUUAUUCAGCUGAUGGGCCUUACUCCAACCCAGACAAGGUAAAAAUUAAAUGCGUGAUAAACAUCGAUUUGGGAGAAAAAAAAAGGAGACAAAGGAAAACAGACUUGUAUGAAUUAUCAAAUGUGAAUUAUGUUGGACAAACCAAAUUCGAUCAUUUUAUUAACCUAGAAAAAGGCUCGUCAUCCCAUCCACCAUUUAAUAACCAAAUAGUGAUUGACAAAACUUUCCACCUUGCUAACAUUUUUAAUGAAAAAAUUAAAACCUACAGAUCGAAAAACACCAUGUUGUAUGAAUUAAUCUUAAAGCUACAUAAAGAUAACUAUUCUGUUUUUUUAAAAAAGUUUCACGUUUCUAUUAGGAACAAGGGCGAUACAGAUAUAACGGGUGCAAAGAUAUUUCUUCUCAACGGAGACAAUGGGGGACUUGUCCCGAGUCACUCCCUGGGCACGGGGGAUAACAGCUCCAAUGAGAUGGCUCAGCUGCAGGCGUACACCCUGGGGGCCGGCAGACCGGGCGAAAAGGAGGCGCAGCAAGAGGGGGAGGAAUUGAAGCAGGAGCAGGAGGCGAAGGAGACGGGGGAAAAUGACGUGAUGGAAGUGAAGGAGUCUGCGGAAGGUGACUUGAUGGAAGUGAAAGGGUCACUGAAAGCGUCAGUGAAAGAUGACGUGAGGGAGGAGAUUAACGUAAGGACGAACGACGCCAUUAACCACGGAAUGAACCACACCAUUAACCACGGGAUGGACGAUCCACCUGACCUAGACACAACGUGUGUUAUUGGCGUGGUGGGGAAGGACGCCCCAGCCCAGGGCGCGGACACCCCGAACGAGUCGGACGCGAGCAACGUCAACCUGUGGAGCGCAAACCAGAUGCAGGAAUCUGGCGCGAGCAGCUUGAGUCUACUCAGUGCAAACGAUCUGAACGAGGAGGGGGGCGGGAAGAGAAACCCAAGCAACGAAGUGAGCUACUUUUAUGACGAAAUUGACAUCAACAGUUACAUCCACGGAGGGAUGAGUUUGUUCUUCCUUUUCGAGGUGACCUACGGCGGUGCGCCGAAAAGUGCCGUUCAUGAUGAUCGUAAUAAUGGGUGUGAUAAUGAUCACAAUGGCCGUUAUGAUCAUCAGAAUGGCACAAAUCUGCUAAUCCACGAAAGCAUGACAGGAACCCUGUGUGUCACAUAUGAAUAUCGAAGCCUCCUGAUCAUAAAGCCAUUCGAGAGGAGCCCGAAUGAAUACAUUUACACCCUGGAUGUGCCGAUCCCCCCAUUCCUGCUGCCAAUUAAUGUGCACUAUGAGAUUCCAAAGUGUGGGACGCUACACACGUCGCUCAAUGUCAAGAUUGUCUUGUCCAAUAAUAUGCGGGAGGAUAUUUAUAUGAAAUAUUUUGUAUACCAGGAGGAGAGAGAAAAAAAUGGUCAGUCUGAAGGUGACGAUGAAUACAAUUGGCUAAUAAAUGGAUUUAAAAAGAAGAUCCUCUUUUUGCCAAAAAAUUCCUCACAUGUCAUUAAUUUGAUUAUCCUUCCUUUAAAAAUUGGCUUAAUUAAAUUCCCCCCAAUUUUAUAUUACGUAAAAUUAAAUGACAGGUGGGUUGAAGUAACUGAAGUUUUGAAGAAGAGCGAGAGCUUUCAACUUAUCAUUUCGCCCUCCCUGCACUUUAGUCCCAAGGUGUGGCAGCUGGCAUAG
Messenger RNA from Plasmodium inui San Antonio 1, 6327 nucleotides. RefSeq lists its product as hypothetical. Bases 1 to 6327 code for a protein of 2108 amino acids. The record is from RefSeq and is a predicted model, not a curated record. Lineage: Eukaryota; Apicomplexa; Aconoidasida; Haemosporida; Plasmodiidae. The transcript has a single exon.